This is a messenger RNA of Lemur catta (Ring-tailed lemur), 2098 nucleotides long. RefSeq names its product exosome component 2 (gene EXOSC2). Gene Ontology annotation, cellular component: cytoplasmic exosome (RNase complex); nuclear exosome (RNase complex). The transcript is spliced from 9 exons. The coding region runs from base 41 to 922 and encodes 293 amino acids. Gene Ontology annotation, biological process: poly(A)-dependent snoRNA 3'-end processing; TRAMP-dependent tRNA surveillance pathway; exonucleolytic trimming to generate mature 3'-end of 5.8S rRNA from tricistronic rRNA transcript (SSU-rRNA, 5.8S rRNA, LSU-rRNA). NCBI's taxonomy places the organism in Eukaryota, Metazoa, Chordata, Mammalia, Primates, Lemuridae. Gene Ontology annotation, molecular function: RNA binding. The record is from RefSeq and is a predicted model, not a curated record.
UCACCGCCUAGCUGCGCCUGCGCAAGUCAUUGGCGCCAAGAUGGCGAUGGAGAUGAGGCUUCCAGUUGCUCGAAAGCGUCUUAGCGAGAGCCUAGGCCGCGAGUCUAAGAAACACUUGGUGGUGCCGGGGGACACGAUCACUACGGACACUGGUUUCAUGCGAGGCCAUGGAACAUAUAUGGGGGAAGAGAAGCUCAUUGCAUCUGUGGCUGGCUCUGUGGAGAGAGUAAACAAGUUGAUCUGUGUGAAAGCUUUGAAAACAAGAUACAAUGGUGAAGUGGGAGACAUUGUAGUGGGGAGAAUCACAGAGGUUCAACAAAAGAGGUGGAAGGUGGAGACCAACUCCAGGCUGGAUUCAGUCUUGCUUCUCUCGUCCAUGAACCUCCCUGGAGGAGAGCUGAGGAGAAGAUCUGCAGAAGAUGAGCUUGCAAUGAGAGGCUUCUUACAGGAAGGGGACCUUAUCAGUGCUGAGGUCCAGGCAGUGUUCUCCGAUGGAGCUGUCUCUCUGCACACGAGGAGCCUGAAAUAUGGAAAACUAGGUCAGGGUGUUUUGGUCCAGGUUUCUCCCUCCCUGGUGAAACGGCAGAAGACCCACUUCCAUGACUUGCCAUGUGGUGCCUCAGUGAUUCUGGGUAACAACGGCUUCAUAUGGAUCUACCCGACGCCUGAACACAAAGAAGAGGAUGCAGGGGGCUUCAUUGCAAACCUGGAGCCUGUUUCCCUUGCUGAUCGAGAGGUGAUAUCCCGGCUUCGGAACUGCAUCAUCUCGCUGGUAACCCAGAGGAUGAUGCUGUAUGAUACCAGUAUCCUGUAUUGCUAUGAAGCAUCCCUUCCACACCAGAUCAAAGAUAUCUUAAAGCCAGAAAUAAUGGAGGAAAUUGUGAUGGAAACACGCCAGAGGCUUUUAGAACAGGAAGGAUAAGGAGAUACUCCUGGAUAGGACUGGGCAUACCUCACCGGAAUAAAGAAUCCAAUGUGUGGUCCCCAUGUGUGCUCAGUGAAGACCUGAGAAGUCAUCACUUCAUCUGCAUCGACAGUUGUGUGGCUGCUGCCAGCCCACAGACCUGCUUUCUCCUGUCCUAAGACAGCCUGAGUGGAAGGUGAACAGUGCCCCUAGCCCCUGGGGUUGCCAGCUGAUCCCAGCACAAGGGAGUAGUUUCAGGUCUUUCAAAGUGCACAGUGUUCCAGCCAAAUGGACGCCCACCCUGGAAUAAUAUGGGGAAGCCUUUGUCUUCCCCUCACCACCAUUCACAAGGCACAGUGCCCCAGGAAAUUGCCCCAGUAGAAAGCACGGCAUCCCUGGCCUGCAGAUGGUCUGUUUUGGCCUCCAUUCCCACCUCACUCAAAGCACAAGUAUGACAGUGAAGAAUACAGUUGGUACAGUUAGCCCAGCAGUCAAAUGGAAGAAUAAAGUUAACCAAGCAGCCUUUUGCUUGGUAGGAAUCCAGUUUCUCACUGCACAUUCAUUUUAGCAGUAGGUGUAUGUUCACACCAGGCUGCCUUUAUCUGUCCUGCCAUGGAGUGUGACUUGUAAGAAGCUGAAUUAUCAAUAACAGAAUGAAUGUUCUGGGUCCAUGUACUUUUGGAUGCUCUGAUAAAUAAGAGUGAAAACAAAGAAAAUGGAGAUGGGAAAAGCAAGCUGUUUUCCUGCUAUAACUGAAGUAGUAAUGCAUUAACUAUUGAAUAAUUCAGGGUUAAAAGAUAAAAAGAUACUGAAGCUCUCACUGAGGAAUAUUAGAAUUUCUGUGCAUUGCAUUGACUAUCUAAAAGUGGUGCCUUGAUUUAGGUUUUGGGAAACGUUCCUUUUUAAGGGCACUACAUGCAAGUGCUGUUUUAUUUCACAUGUGGCGCACUAUUUUUUGAUAUACAUAAAUGGGUUAACAUCAUUAGUUUCUGUUUUUGGGUUCUAGGAGCUGAGUAUGGUUGAAGGAGGGGUCAGGAGAUAUAAACGCCUGACAGUGCUCAUAACUAUUUGAGUCACCUAGUAAAAUUUAAAGCUAGGACAGUUUCAGUAGUAGUAACUAAACACUGCAUUUGAAGUUGUGAAAAACAAACAUCUUGACUCUUUCAUUAAAUGCUUUUCUUUAUGUAAAUUUAA